Molecule: messenger RNA, 1912 nt
Organism: Platichthys flesus (European flounder)
Lineage: Eukaryota; Metazoa; Chordata; Actinopteri; Pleuronectiformes; Pleuronectidae
Gene: lef1
Product: lymphoid enhancer-binding factor 1
Biological process (GO): regulation of transcription by RNA polymerase II; canonical Wnt signaling pathway
Cellular component (GO): beta-catenin-TCF complex
Molecular function (GO): DNA-binding transcription factor activity, RNA polymerase II-specific; RNA polymerase II cis-regulatory region sequence-specific DNA binding
Source: RefSeq, a predicted model, not a curated record
AAGCGGUGCGGCAGCAGCGGGGAAGUCGCUCGUCUUUAUUCCCCCUCCUUUAUAUCUUCAUGUGUUUUUAUUUCUCACUCGAGGAUGUACUUUGGACGCAUUUUUCGGUUUUAAAUCCCUAAGAAUUAAAAGAGUAUUUUUCCUUUUCUUCCACCUCCAUCACUUUCCUCUCCAUCUCCAGCUUUUUAUUGUUUUGCUCUAGCUCAGUUCUGUUCAGUUUUUUUUAAUUUCUCUGAAUUUUAAUUUCCAAGGACGCAGCAGCUUCUCCACCGGACCACCGAGGAACUAUUUUCUCUCUCUCCACUUUGUGAAUGCACUUUUUCUUAACGCACAUUUGUUUUUCCUGGACCAUAUCCGCUGUGCGCUGACUCACACGCUGUAGUGAUGAGAUCUUAAACUCGUGGUUCUCCCUCGAUUUGUAUUUGUUAUUUUCUCCUCAUGACAUUGAGGCGUGCACCGGACUCCUCGUUCCGACCCGCUUGCACGUCAAGUUUUCCGGGUCGCGUGUAGUUCAGAGACUCGUGGAGAACAGACACACACUGACACAGACACACACACACGCUCUCCUCCUGUUGCUCCUCCAGACACACACCGGCUGCGUGUCCGCGCCACGCCGCUUCCUCUCCCGGUGACUCACCGUCGACGCUCCGGUGAAACCAGAGCAGACGGUCCCCUCACCCCCCUCACCCCCCACCCCCUACAACUUCCACCCGGGAUUUCCGUGAGAUUCCCUCGCCCAGCCGCGGUGGUGGCUUCAGGUUCUCCGGUGGAGCAGAGCGAGUCAGUUUGUUAAAAAUGCCCCAGUUAUCAGGCGGCGGCGGCGGCGGAGGAGACCCGGAGCUGUGCGCCACCGACGAGAUGAUCCCCUUCAAGGACGAGGGGGACCCGCACAAGGAGCAGAUCUUCGCCGAGCUCAGCCACUCGGAGGAGGAGGGAGACCUGGCCGACAUCAAGUCGUCCCUGGUCCACGAGUCGGAGAGCAGCCCCAACAGCAACAGCCACGACGCAAUCAGACAGUCCCAAGAUUCAUAUCACGAAAAACACAGAGACCAUCUGGAAGAUGGGAAACAUCAUGACAUGUACGGCAAAAGCCAUCCGUACUCGGGCUACCCAGGCUACAUCAUGAUGAGUAACAUGAACGACUCCUACAUGAACAAUGGCUCCCUCUCACCACCCAUGGCCAGAACGGAAUGCAAAGGCAUCACCAGGACAUGACCAACUUCUACUCCCUAUCACCUGGAGGAGUGGGACAAAUCACGCCGCCACUGGGAUGGUUCUCACACCACAUGGUGCCUGGCCCCCCAGGCCCUCACGCCACAGGGAUCCCCCACCCGGCCAUCGUCAACCCGCAGGUCAAACACGAGCCACCGCACGAAACAGACAUCAUGCACAUGAAGCCCCAGCAUGAGCAGAGAAAGGAGCAGGAGCCCAAAAGACCGCACAUCAAGAAGCCACUAAACGCCUUCAUGCUCUACAUGAAAGAGAUGCGUGCGAACGUGGUCGCCGAGUGCACGCUGAAGGAGAGCGCAGCCAUCAACCAGAUCCUGGGACGAAGGUGGCAUGCUUUAUCUCGGGAAGAGCAAGCUAAGUAUUAUGAGCUAGCCCGCAAGGAACGGCAGCUCCACAUGCAGCUCUACCCAGGCUGGUCCGCUCGAGACAACUAUGGAAAGAAGAAGAAGCGGAAGAGGGAGAAGAUGCAGGAAACAACCCCAGGUACAGGCCAGAGAAUGAAAACGGCGUACAUCUGAGAAAAUGGAGGAAAACGGAACAAUUUCUCCACAUGCAAAGCGAAGGCAGCAGCUACGGGCCCUCUUCUAGAGAUGGAGGCCUGUUAGAUUUCAUGAAGACCCUUAAAUCUCCAAACUGAAGCCUCCACUUCUCAGAGGAUCCCCCCCCCCCCCCCCAAACCUCC